This is a messenger RNA of Eruca vesicaria subsp. sativa (arugula), 4456 nucleotides long. The record is from the annotation of a GenBank genome assembly. Lineage: Eukaryota; Viridiplantae; Streptophyta; Magnoliopsida; Brassicales; Brassicaceae.
AAGAACCACAAAUUUUGACUUGAAAAAAUCUGAGAGCAGUAAGUAGCUAAGCUUCGUAGACUUGGAGAAGGAAGAACGGAGAUGGAAGCUGCGGUUCUUUCGAAGCCGCAUAGGUACAAGUACGACGUCUUCCUCAGCUUCCAAGCCGAAGAAAAUAACUUCGCAGCGCGUCUCUACGACGCGCUAAGAAAUGAGUUCCGUGUCUUCCGCAACAACGAAGAUAUGGAGCGAGGGAGUGAGAUCAACAAAAGACUUGCCUCAGCCAUGGAGGACUCAGCAGCCUCCGUCGUCGUUUUAUCUUCUCGCUACGCUGAGUCUCUCUCGUGCUUAGAUGAACUAGCUAUGGUCUGCGAUCUCGGAUCGUCUCUGGAUCGUCCCAUUUUACCGAUCUUUUACAAGGUCGAUCCCUCUCAUGUACGCAAACAGAGCGAUUCUUUCGCUAAUGAUUUUGAACAACACAAAGAAAGAUUCAGCGAGGAAGAGGUAGAGCGAUGGAGAGACGCUAUGAAAUUAGUUGGAAAUCUCGCUGGUUAUGUUUACAGAGAACGGACGGAUAAGGAUAAUGUUAAGGUUGCGGAUAAGGUUAAGAUUGAGGAUGAGGAUGGCAUAAUAAAACUUGUGGUGAAGAAGGUUUUAGCUCAAGUGAGCAAUACACCAGAGAAAGUUGGAGAAUACACGGUCGGGCUUGAAUCACGUGUGGAGGAUUUGAUGAAACUUGUGAACGUUAAAUCCACUAGUGACGAUGUUCAAAUCCUUGGACUUUACGGUAUGGGUGGUAUUGGGAAGACUACACUUGCAAAACUUUUCUAUAACAAGAUCCUUGAGAACUUCGAGGACCACCGAGUUUUCAUCUCUAACGUUAGAGACAUAUCAUCAGGCCAAGAAGAUGGCUUACUCAAUCUACAACAAACUUUCAUCAAGUCACUUUUCGGUUCUGUACCUGAAAUAGAAGAUGUUAAGAGCGGCCGGGACAUGAUAAGAGGGAGAGUUCGUGCGAAGAAGAUUCUUGUGGUUUUAGAUGAUGUUGAUAAUGUAGACCAGGUUGAUGCGUUGAUUGGUGAAAGAAGUUGGUAUGGUGAAGGAAGUGUUAUCAUCAUCACAACCAGAGAUGAAGAGAUUCUGAGUAAGCUCUCUGUGAGCCAAAAGUAUGAGGUUAACUGCUUGAGUGAGGAGCAUGCCUUGAAGCUGUUUAGUUAUCAUUCACUACAUAAAGAAAAACCAACAGAGAGUCUUCUGGAGUUGUCAAAGAAGAUUGUCAAAAUAACAGGGAAGUUACCACUUGCUAUUGAAGUGUUUGGCUCGCAUUUGCGUGACAAGAAGGAAGAUGAAUGGCUAACUGAACUAGAGAAGCUGAAAAACACCCAACCAGGCGAUCUUAAAAGUGUUCUGGCGCUGAGUUUUGAAUCUUUAGAAGAUGAAGUGAAGACAGUCUUCCUCGACAUUGCGUGUCUGUUUCUUAAAAUGGAGAUGGCUAAAGAAGAAGUCAUGGACGUGCUGAAAGGUUGUGGGUUUAACGCUGAGGCUGCUCUCAGUGUCCUCAGACAGAAGUCUCUUGUUAAGAUAUUGUCAGACAAAGACAAUACUCUUUGGAUGCAUGAUCAGAUCAGAGACAUGGGAAUGCAGAUGGUGCUUAAUGAAAACCGUGAGGAUCCUGAAAUGAGAAGUAGACUCUGGGAUCGUGGUGAAAUCAUGAAUGUAUUAAACUACAUGAAGGGAACAACAUCCAUCCGAGGAAUUGUAUUAGACUUCCAAAAGAAGUUUGUGAGGCAUUCAACUGCAGUUGAAAUAUCGUCAAACAAUCCAGGCAGCAGCUCUGCGGUUAGCUACAUGAAGAAUAUAUUUGUAAAGUUUCCAGCAGAGGAGAGGCCUAAAACUUCUGAAAUCACCAUUCCUGUAGAGCCUUUUGCACCAAUGAAGAAGCUGAGACUUCUUCAGAUUAAUCAUGUGGAGCUUGAAGGAGAUCUUAAACUCCUCCCAUCUGAACUCAAGUGGAUACAAUGGAGAGAUUGCCCAUUAAAAGAUGUUCCACCAGUUUUUCUUCAUAGGCAACUUGCUGUUCUUGAUCUCUCAGAGAGUGGAAUAAGACGAUUCCAGAGUCUAUGGUUCAAGAAAGUGGAUGAGAACUUGAAGGUUGUAAACUUGCGUGGUUGCCACAACUUAGAAGCCAUUCCUGAUUUAUCAAACCAUAAAGCUUUAGAGAAGCUUGUUUUUGAGAGAUGCAAGCUUCUGGUGAAGGUUCCUAGAUCAAUUGGCAAACUGAGUAAAUUGCUUCAACUUGACUUCAGUUACUGUACAAAUCUUGCUGAGUUUCUUGUGGAUGUUUCUGGACUAGAGCAUCUUGAAAAACUCUUCCUCUCUGGCUGUUCAAACCUGAGUGUCUUACCAGAAAACAUUGGUGACAUGAAGUUCUUGAAAGAGCUUCUUCUUGAUGGGACUGCGAUAAAGAACCUACCAGAAACUAUAUGUGGCCUUAAAAGUCUUGAAAAGCUUAGUCUAUACGGCUGCAGAUCUUUUCAAGAGCUACCUGAAGACGUGAAGAAAUUGACAUCACUAGAGGAGCUAGAUGUUAGUGACACUGCACUGAAAAUCCUUCCAAGCUCUAUUGGAGAUUUGAUAAAUCUCAAGAAGCUUCAUCUGAUGCACUGCACAUCCCUUACUAAGAUUCCUGACACUAUCAACAAGCUCAAAUCAUUAAAGGAGUUUUUCAUCAAUGGAAGUGGAGUGGUGGAGCUGCCUCUAGACAUUGGAUCACUACAAAGUUUGACUGAAUUUUCAGCAGGAGGAUGCAAAUCUUUGAAGCAGGUUCCGAGUUCAAUUGGUGGAUUAAAUAAUCUCUUCCAACUUGAGUUGGAUCACACUCCAAUUGUAACUCUACCAGAAGAGACUGGUGACUUGCGCUUCAUUAAGAAACUUGAACUAAGGAACUGCAAAUCCCUCAAGUCUCUGCCUAAAUCAAUAGGAGGUGUGGACACACUCGAAACCUUAUACCUAGCAGGCUCUGACAUUGAAGAACUGCCUGAAGAAUUUGGAAAGCUUGAAAACUUAGUACUACUCCAAAUGAACAAGUGUAAGAAUCUCAAGAGGCUUCCCAACUCAUUUGGAGACUUGAAGUCUCUUUACCAUCUGUACAUGGAGGAAACUUUGGUGGUGGAGCUGCCAGAAAGUUUUGGAAACCUCUCAAAUCUAAUGACAUUGAAAAUGCUCAAGAGACCUCUCUUUAGAAGUGAUACUAAAGGUACAAGGGAAGAAACUGGUUUUGUAAUACCAAACUCUUUCUCAAAUCUCAAGUCCCUUGAGGAAAUGGAUGCGCGUAGUUGGGGAAUCACUGGUAAAAUCCCUGACGUUUUCGAGAAGCUUACAUCUCUGAAGAUACUCAACCUUGGGAACAAUUAUUUCCACAGUCUUCCUUCUAGCCUCACGAAGUUAACAAAUCUCAAAGAGCUUAUAUUGUAUGACUGCCAGGAGCUUACCUGCCUUCCUCCUCUUCCAUGUAACGUGGAGAAGCUUAACUUAGCAGACUGCGUUUCAUUAAAGAGUGUAUCCGACCUUUCGGAGCUGACGCUGUUGCAAGAACUCAACCUCACAAACUGUUUGAAAUUGAAUCAUAUUAAAGGACUAAAGAAGUUGAAGGCUCUGAAACGGUUAUACAUGAGCGGCUGUAACUCUACAUUCUCCAUUAAAGUAAAGGAAAAACUCUCCAAGGUUUCUUUGAAAAUGCUGAGGAAUUUGAGUGUGCCUGGAAACAAAAUCCCAGACUGGUUCAAGCAAGGACCUGUCAGGUAUUCAGCUCAACUGAACAGAGAGCUCAGAGGAGUGAUCAUUGCUGUUGUUGUGGUUGUUAACCAAGAAAGCAAAGAUGACUUCCAUGUCCCUGAUGUGUUGGGGAUACAAGGCCAAAUUCUCGAACUUGAUAAAGUUAGAGUCAACCACAUGUUAAACCUCACUGGAGUGCCGAAAACAAGUGAUGAGCAACUCCACAUCUGCAGAUACUCACAUCACCACCCAAUGGUUACGAUGUUGAAAGACGGGUACACUAUACAGGUGAUCAAACAGAAAAUGGCAAUCAAACAAGACGCUAAGCUAGAGAUGCAUGGGAUCCAUCUGGUUUACGAGGGGGAAGAUGAUUUAACAGCCAAAGAAGAUGGCUGUUUAGAUGAGACGCUGCAAACCGUUUCUCAGAAACUAGCAAAGUUUUUCAGCUCUUCUGCAAAAGUUGAAGCCAGCUCACAAGGUGGUGCUACUGUUACAUGAUGGAGAAACUAAGAAACUGCACUCAAACCGGUGCGGUAAUACAUAAACAAACAAAAAAAAGACAAAAAAAAAAGUGUUGUUCAUAUUUGGAGACAUGGUGUGUUUGACUGUUGUGUUUUUCUUUCUACGUACUUUCUUUUUACCUUUGCUUUUGCAAUCAAUAUAUAAAAAAAAAACAAAAAGAGGAGACUCUUGUUUCCCAUGA